Molecule: messenger RNA, 921 nt
Organism: Leptonychotes weddellii (Weddell seal)
Lineage: Eukaryota; Metazoa; Chordata; Mammalia; Carnivora; Phocidae
Source: RefSeq, a predicted model, not a curated record
GGGACUCCUUCUCACAGUUCCGGUUUGUUGAGGAGAAAGAGUGGGAUGGUGAAGCUUCAUGUCCAAAACAGACCACCCUUCCUUUAGAGCUUCCUCAGGUGAAACCAAAGAGAAAUGAGGAAGGCAAGGGACUGGGGAUGCGGUUAAAAGGGCCCCUGGGGCCUGGAGGAAAGGGCUCCAUCUCCGAGCUGAAGUCGGCCGCUGCUGGCUGCCCCACGUACCUGGAUAAAGAUGGCCCAAGCCCUGCUCCCUCACAGGGUUCUCAGAAACCCAGCACCGCACUGCAGUCAGCAGCGGACCACUUGGAGGAAGAAUUAGACCUGCUGCUUAGUUUAGAUGCACCUGUGAGAGAUGGAGAUAACAUCGCACCAGACCAGACCUCUCAGGACCAAGAAUCUGAGAAAGAUGGGAAGGUGGCCCAAGAAGAAAAAGGUCCUGCAGAGCUCUCUGUGAUGGAAGAAAAGAAUGUGGAAUCUGAGCAACCAUGUACAUCAAAAACUGUUACUGAGGAAGAGCUUGAAGACUGGUUGGACAGCAUGAUUUCCUAACAUGAAAGAAAAAGGAGGAAAAAAAAAAAGUGCCUGAAGCAAAUUUUGAUUGCCUUGUCAGUAAGGGCGGGCCCAAGGCUGUCCUUCCAGAACAGCUGGUUUCUGAGCAUGCCCCGAGCCAGUGUGUUCUACCACGCUUGCCGCAGUAAACGCCUACCUCUGGCCCACGACAUCCGAAACUAUACAUCUAAGAGGCUCGUUGCAUUUGUUCUCUGGCUUAGCAAUCUAAUAGAUUCCUCGAGGGCAGGGGAUGUUAUGGUUCUUAUUUCCAGCCUCCUUCCUUUCCAUGUUUACAGCAGAGCAGGUGCUGCUGAUAGAAUAGCAAACAAGGCAUGCAUUUGUGGCCAAAAUAAACGAACGCUGGUCUAUGGAA